Molecule: messenger RNA, 4517 nt
Organism: Asterias rubens (European starfish)
Lineage: Eukaryota; Metazoa; Echinodermata; Asteroidea; Forcipulatida; Asteriidae
Product: probable tubulin polyglutamylase ttll-15
Exons: 14
Coding region: 257-1816 (519 amino acids)
Biological process (GO): protein modification process
Source: RefSeq, a predicted model, not a curated record
UGUGACCUCGACCUAUCAUAUCUUGUGUGAAGAAGAAGAAGAAGAUACGACACAAAUUAUUGUUUUGUAUGAUAUAAUUGAUUAUUGGAUCGAAGCACAAUGUAAAGACCUUGAGAACGAAGGGAUAGAGGUAGCUGUCCGGAUCAGCGUCUUCGUGGGUUGCUGCCAAGAUUUUAAUUUAAAAAAAGGUGAAUGUUUUUCAAUUAGUGAGCCAGCCUCCUUCCCGUGCCUCUACACAAUUAUUGCAACGUACAGGAUGAAGGGGCACUGGUCUGGAUCCCAUCGUGGGGGCAACAAUUCAUCUUUGUACCUACCGAUUCACGCCAAGUUCCCGGUGCGUAUCCUAUUCCUUAUCAUCAUCGCUCUACUGGCAGGAAUACUGAUUACCGUCUGGAAUGUCUACCAGUUACGUGCUAUGCAGGAGUCCCACAUGACUGGCUUCCACUCAAAGGUAGAAGCAGUUGGCGGGAGUGAUACCUCCAAACCGGUGUAUUGGAUCCACGCCAAAAGGCUUGAGUCUGGUUACCUGGACCACAUCAUAAGAGUCUUUGAGCGUAUUGGCUACAGCCGAGGGGGACCAGACUCAGAAUGGGAUGUGUUAUGGACUCAUGAUUAUCCGUUUACUGAGUUAUCAAUGGCUAUUGAAAGAAUGGAGAAACAUCAAAAGUUGAACCAUUUUCCAGGGAUGGGUUUUAUCACACAGAAGGUACAGCUGGCCACAUCGAACGUAGAGUUUGUUCCAAGAGCCUACAAAAUGCCACAAGAAAAGGAUCAGUUCUUAGCAGAGGCUUCAGAGAACAAGGAGAAACUUUGGGUGCAGAAAAGUAACGCACAUCGAGGCAUCAAAGUCAAACCAGUAGCAGAAUUGGACCUGAAUGCAGCCAACAGUUUCAUCCAGGAGUUUGUACGUAAUCCAUUUUUAAUUGAUGGUCGCAAGUUUGAUAUUGGGAUCUAUACCGUGGUUACGUCCAUUAAUCCUCUACGUGUGUACAUCGUUGAUGAUGAAACACUGGUCCGCUUCUGCGGCAAAGAUUACCUUCCUGAGGAUUUCAACGAUGUAAAUAAGUACGUGGUGACGGACGACUACACACCAAUGUGGCUGAUGCCAUCUUUUGAAAAGUUGUUCAAUCAGCAACAUUUCUCCUUCAAAGAAUCACUGAAUUCCUACAUAAGAUCAAAAGGAAUGGAUUCAUCCAAAAUCAACUCACAAGUCUAUAGUGCAAUUCGAAGUGUGUUUCUUAACAAACAUCCACAGCUUUUAAAAGCUCUCAACAAAUAUCAACAUAAAAAUGUAUUUUUUGAGUUGAUGCGGUUUGAUUUUGUUUUGGAUGAGUUCCUCAAUCUGUAUCUAAUGGAGGUCAACAUGUCGCCUAAUCUUUCUUCCAAUCACUUCAUGCCAAACAAGUUUUUAUACGAACACGUCAUCUUUAACAUCUUGAGUGUAGCUGGUGUAGCAAGAAAUGUUCCACGCAGCCUAAAAAAAGGUCCAGAGGAUGCCAGAACAAUGGAAGUGAGUGAGAAGGAUAUUCUGGUUAAAUCAGACGUCUGUGGCAGCUCACAGUGCAUAACAUGUGUCUCAAGUGAAUGCCAGCUUUGUUUCAAGUGCCUAGUUCCAGAUCAGAUUGCAAUGUUGAAAGAGUCGUACUAUGAGCAUAUUCAUCGCCAAAGUACUAGAAGAGUCUACCCCGAACCCAUGUCACAGGACGAAGCGUUACAUUACGAUACCACCAAAGAUUCAUCGCUGACCCCAAACGAUCGGGUUCUGAGAGAAUGGUUCAGAGCGAGAUGCCGUGAGGACAUCUACUGGUGUACGUAACACAGAGAAAUCUACUGGUGCACAUAACAUAGCGACAUCUACAGGUGCACGCAACACAGGGACCUCUACUGGUGCCGUAAAAUAGAUGCAUCUUCUGAUGCAUAUAAAACAGAGGCCGAGUUGUGUAUAGAGAUUCACAACAACGGGAGAGCAUGUGAAACCAGAAGGCAUUGCAGCUGAAGACAAUCAGAUAAGUUUUUAAACUUUUGUAUUAAUAGUACUGGUUUUUCUAUAAAGAAAGUUUAUUCUACAGGUUUCCAGAGAACCUGAAUCUUGUCUGAUACUUUGCUAAUUGCCUUUGUGCCACAUGAAAUGUUCCAGUAGAUAUUGAAACUUCCCACAUAGGUGCCUUUUCCUAAGGGAAACAAGGAGGAAGUAUUAAGCCUGCCUGCUUGAAAUUGGGUCAGGAUCUAAAGAGAUCCUUUUUAGAUCUACAAUAUUCUGUGUGUUCUGUUUGUGUGUGCCGCUUGUUAUUAGUACACUUUUUAUUGCAAAUAACCAAUGAGUACGUUCCACAGACACUUGUAGAAAGAAAGCGUUUUAAACCAAGAAUGUGCACAGAUAUCUGAGCAACUUUUAAAUACAAUUUUUUUAAAUGAGAAGAGCUCUUUUAAAGUAUACAAAUUCCCUUCACUUUUCAAAUGAAAAUGCAGUCAUUAUUUAUGCAGGACGAUUACAAAACACACUGAAAUAUUUAUAGUAAAUGAGUCAAAAAUUUACAUUGGAUUCCAACUCUUAUUUGGUGACAUUUUAAUAUUUUGAUCAUGUCAUUGCUUAUGGCUUGAAGCAAUUACAAAUCAAGUUUAAGACCUCUGUUGACCCUAUUAGUACUCUCGGGGGAAGCCUUAUGAAUUGGAGAUAAUUGCUUUAUUACAGAACUUUUUUAAAACGUAGCUUUCAGGCGAGCCACUUUUUUAACCCUAUUUUAAUGAAUUUAAAGAACCACAGACUAAAUGUCCAUUGUUAGUACUUGGUUGGAAUAGAGAUUGUUAAAUUCCUCUAGUUUUCAUGGUUUGGUGACAUGCUUAGGGCAGUCAAAAGUUUCAACAAUUUCCCGAUCGUACAGAGAGUACUACUUUUGAAGACCUUGUUCCUUCCUCCCCCAAAGUCAACAUUUGUCUUUCAAAAUUGGUGCAUAUUAUCUAAAUAUCAACAUUUUACCAUAUUUUUAAAGUCGAACGUUCUCUGAACAAAUUGGAAAACCUACCCCUGUGUUAUUAUUUUGUAUGACUGUGAAAUUGUUGAAAAUUUUUGAAGGUCUUUUUAUUGAAGUACUAUGGGUUUUAUAGGAUGGUAGGUAAUUAGCCAAUUCCAUGAAAUUUAUGCCAACUACAUUCAUGCGUGCAUACAGACACUGUUGGUUGACAAACGCCAAAGACUUGUCCACACGAUAGACGUAUAACAGCAUUUGCGUCACGCUACCAUCGGCAUAUACAACAACAAGGCAGGGUGUUCCCUCAUUUUGCACAACGAUAGUGUUAGUAUGUACGCAUGAUGUGUAAUUGACAUAACAUAGGAAGGGUCUGUCCUUUUGGAACUUUUUCAUUGUAAAAUGGAAGGAAAAGAAACAGUAUUGCAGAGUAGGAUAAUUUUUUUAUGAAAAUCCUAUUUUUUAGUCAUUUUAAAAAUCAUUCUGAUGGUUUUGAAUGAUAGUUUUAGUCUGCCAGCCUGCAAUGUUUUUUUUAUAUAUUAUGUUGUAAAUGCUUUGAGGUUUUUUGUUUAGACUUUGUUUUUUAACGUACAUGUAGUACGGUCAGAGAUAUAUAUGUGCUGCUGAAAAGAUGCAAUGAUAAGGGAUCCAAAAAGGCUGAUUAAUUUAACAAUUACUUAUCCUGUUAUAGGGACAGGCAUAUCCCCAUACUGUGAUUUGGGCACUGCCUGGUGAUCAGUCAUGAUUCUGUAUCCUUUUCUUUCAUUCUGUGCAUUCUUAAUGUCAUGUAUUUUUGAACAUUUUUAUGUAAGUGGCGCAAUAUAUGUUCAAUUGUUAUCAAUUAUUAGUAAAUGUUCUGCACAUAAAUCCCAGUUAGGUGCACAAUUGUACAAUACAUUUUAUGAUGGAAUGGUUUUGGCAAAUGUAAAUGAAGAGUAGGAAGUUUUUUAAAUUCAUGUAUUUCUGAUUUUAACAUGUUUUAUUGAUUGUAUAGCUCUACCCAUAAGUCCUCAAAUGUUUAAUGGAGCGUUGGAAAUGUUGUCUCAGGAAGACAGAAUCAUUGCCAACGAGAUAUAACUGAAAUUAUUCAUGAUUAUCAACAAUAAUGUUAUCAGUAUUAGUUAUUAUUAAUUUUUUAAGCAGAAAUAUAACAAUAGUGAGACUAGAAGUGUGUUACAAACAAGGUUUUCUCAAUCUGUGUGCACAAAUUACAUGUAUGUUAGAGAUAACUUGUCAAUGUGGUAAAAGUGGUUUAGCUUGAGGCUGUAUUCUCGAAUUUGAAUAAAUUAUGAGCCUUACAUUUUUGUCAAAAAUUUGCUCAAAUUUAUAGUCUUUAGCCUUGUGUACUGAGCAAUUUUUGCUUGGAAAAGCGACAAGGCUCCUUGUGUACUAGCUUAGCCUCGUGUACUUAGCGAUUUAUGCUUGAAAAGUCACAAAGCAAUUUUUGCUUAGCAAUUUUUACUUAGCAAUUUCUGCUAUAUAGCCUUGGGUACUUAGCAAUUUCUGCUUGAAAAAGUCACAAGUCUUACACUUAGCAAUUUUUGCUUGAAA